Messenger RNA from Polistes canadensis, 1218 nucleotides. RefSeq lists its product as uncharacterized. The coding region runs from base 105 to 866 and encodes 253 amino acids. Lineage: Eukaryota; Metazoa; Arthropoda; Insecta; Hymenoptera; Vespidae. The record is from RefSeq and is a predicted model, not a curated record. The transcript has 5 exons.
UACAAAAACUGAUAUCGAAAAAAUGGAUUGAUUCGCAUACUUCGUUUAGGAGCAAAAGCGUUGAAAGAAAAUUAUAUAUUCCGUUGCUGAUAAUAAGUUAUUAAAUGGCCGAAGAGACACUGUUAUGGCUGAGCCGCGAGUUUUUGGAAAAUAUGUUGCGGAAGGCGAAAAAUGACAAUUCGAUCCGUGUGAUCGAUAUAUUUUCAAAACCGGCGACGGCUAAGGGGGACAACUAUAGUAGCGAUAUGUACAGAGUUUCAGUUGAAUUUGCGUCGAAACAAGAUGACCGAGAAGUUAUGAACAAAAUAUCCUUCAUCGUUAAAGUCGCACCAUCGGCAGAUACUGUACAAAGAAAAAUGGUCGAGCAAUCAAAGAUCUUCGAAACGGAAAUAUCGAUGAUGGAGAACCUGUUGAAGAAAAUGAACGAUCUAGUUGGACCAGCUCAUAUUCUCGGUGCACAGAUCUUCUACAGUAAGAAAGACUAUCCAGGGUUUCUAGUGAUAGAGGAUCUAGCUCCACUUGGAUUUCGCAUGGCUAACCGUCAAGCUAGUCUUGAUCUUCCUCACUCCUUGUGUGCGAUGCGAGGAUUGGCUAGAUUUCAUGCGAGUAGUUUGGCCAUAUGCGAAAAGGAACCCUAUCACAAAACGCUUUACACCAAAGGAAUAUACUACGGUGAACAAACUUCCGAAUUAACAAUGUUCUUCGUUUUAGGAACAAAAUCGUUAGCCGAACAAGUAAAAAAAUGGCCAAAUUUUGAGAAGUGGAUUUCCAAAUGUGUGUUUAUGGAUCCCCGGCGUUUGAUUUGCAGUACUUUCUUAGCACCAGUACGAAUAACGAGGUGUACGAUAAUUACCAGGACAGGCUAAUAGAUGAAUACUAUAAUACAUUGUGUAACACGAUGAAACAAUUGGACUGCAAAACUCUUCCACCGAGCAUAAAAGAGCUUCGAAAGUCUAUCAAGGAACGCGAGAUAAUAGCGAUGAUAAGUUCUUUUACGGUACUUCCAUAUGUUAUCGUAGAUAAAAAUGAAGCAAAGGAUCUCAACGAGAUCUUUACCAAGGAUGGCGGUUAUGAUGGUUUCGCUCAUAAAAAUGACCUUUAUCGUAAAAUAAUAAGCAAGAGGAUUCCUUAUUACGAUCAAUUAGGAUUACUGGAUCUGUAAUAAAUAAUCAAUAGUAGAAUAUUUUAUGUAAAUAAAUACAGAGAUAUAUUUCUUUA